Molecule: messenger RNA, 1824 nt
Organism: Solanum stenotomum
Lineage: Eukaryota; Viridiplantae; Streptophyta; Magnoliopsida; Solanales; Solanaceae
Exons: 6
Coding region: 1-1824 (607 amino acids)
Source: RefSeq, a predicted model, not a curated record
AUGGUGAAUGCACAAGAACUGGAGGCACAAAGACAAAGGUUGGGACUAGAAGCUGAAGUCGCUGCAAGAGGUGUUAAGCAGAACGGUGGUAACAACCAACCUAGGGUGCGCCAACCAAUAGCUCCAAGGGGUAGAGCUCAGCAUCCAGCGCAUAUGAUGUAUGAUGAAGAUGAUGCAAAUUUGGAUGGAGCUGGAGCCACUGGAGCGAUAGUGUUGCCUGCACUACCUCCAGGUGUUAAGUUCACAAUCACCAGCACUAUGAUUCAAUUGUUGAACCUUAAGGGUAUGUUUAGGGGUGCCGCUGGUGAUGAUGCAAAUCAGCACUUGAUGAACUUUGUGGCUAUCUGUAAGUCACAAGAGAUUCCUGGGGUAAAUCAAACAGCAAUGAGAUUGAGGUUGUUUCCAUUGUUUCUAACGGGAGAGGCAACUAACUGGUUGAAUGAGAUGCCAGAUGACUCCAUCAGAACUUGGAAUGAGUUGAAGGAAACUUUCCUGGAACGAUUCCUCCCAGAAUCAAAAGAGUUGCAGAUGAAGGACGAGAUUAGUACACACAAGCAACUACCAGGAGAAGCCAUGCAUGAUACUUGGUGGAGGUUCAGCCAAAAGUUAAAGAAAUGCCCCAACCAUGAUCUUACCGAAAGGCAUCUUAAACAGGACUUUUAUAGGUCUUUGAAUUAUGUUACUAAAUCUUUUGUUGAUGCAGUUUGUGGAGGCUCAUUUAUGAGGAAGCCAUUUGCAGAAAGCAUACAACUAUUAGAUGAGGUCUCAAUGAACAACAGAGCAUGGUACACUAGAGAUGCAGAGGUAGGAGAGCUCGGGUAUACAUUUGAGCUUUCAACUGAUCAAAGGAAGAGAGAAGAAGAAAGAGACCAAGACAUGACACAUAUGAGGACUCAAAUAGACUUGCUCACAGAGCACAUUGUUGACAAGUCUGAAAAGGUGAAUGCUGUGGGACAGCAACACAAGUAUGAAGAUCAGGAUCUUGACAUUGAUGAGGAUGCUAACUAUUUGGGAAAUCAAGAAGGUUUCCAGAAUUAUAACUCUGGAAAUCAGGGUUACGAUUCUGGAAAUGCAGGUCGGAGCUAUGCUAGCCAUGGUCAGUAUGAAUGGCCAGCAAAUAGAGAUCAAGGAAACUGGAAAAACAGAGAGGGGUAUAAGAAUGACCGCAGUGGUGUAUAUGUACCUCCAGGUAAUAGAGACUGGGUGCGUGGUAGUUCUAAUGGGUCCAAGCUGGAAGACAUGAUGGCUAAGGUACUUCAAAAUGUUGAGUCAACUGAUGCAGGGGUGAAAGAAAUUAGAGAUGACUUCUCGAGCAUGAGUAUAAAGUAUGAACAGGUCUUGGAGCAAGCUAAAACAGAGGAGGAUGAGAAUAUACAGCCACGGGAUAUGAAUGUGAUAACUGCAAUAGAGAUGGUCACUGAUGAAGACAUGAGGGUACCUAUAGAAGAGAGAAUGGUUGUUGAAACAUUAACAGCAGUACUGAUGAACUUUGAUGUAGAUUUCCGGUCUGAUUAUGUAGAGACCGUGAAUGCCUUGCAGGAUUUGAAUGAAGAGCAGGUACAAAAGGUGAUCAAGGUGCUAAAAAGUUACAAAAGAGCCAUUGGAUGGACCAUUGCUGAUAUAAUUGGGAUACCUCCAGGUAUUUGCACGCAUAAGAUUCAGCUUGAGGAAGACUGCAGCCCGAGUAUUGAACACCAACGGAGCCACUGGGUCAGUCCAGUGCAAUGUGUGCCUAAAAAGGGAGGUAUGACUGUGGUAGCGAAUGCCAAGAAUGAACUAGUCCCACAGAGACCGGUCACUGGAUGGCGAGUGUGCAUUGAUUAA